AUGCCCGGUCCUGCUGCAAGUGCUACCAAUGUUGGUGCGUCUAGCAGAUCCCCCAGCAAAGCGGUUGCACCCAGAGCUGCUGGUUCAACAGUCAGACAAAGGAAAAAUGCCAGCACUGGAACUAGAAGUGCUGCGCGAACCACUUCAGCGGGCACCGGUGGAAUGUGGAGGUUUUAUACAGAAGAUUCACCUGGUCUUAAAGUCGGGCCUGUUCCAGUGUUGGUGAUGAGUCUGCUUUUCAUUGCCUCUGUCUUUAUGCUGCACAUCUGGGGCAAGUACACACGAUCCUAG
Ailuropoda melanoleuca (giant panda) is the source of this 291-nucleotide messenger RNA. RefSeq names its product protein transport protein Sec61 subunit beta-like. The coding region runs from base 1 to 291 and encodes 96 amino acids. Gene Ontology annotation, cellular component: Sec61 translocon complex. The record is from RefSeq and is a predicted model, not a curated record. Lineage: Eukaryota; Metazoa; Chordata; Mammalia; Carnivora; Ursidae. Gene Ontology annotation, biological process: intracellular protein transport. The transcript has a single exon.